Molecule: messenger RNA, 186 nt
Organism: Cooperia oncophora
Lineage: Eukaryota; Metazoa; Nematoda; Chromadorea; Rhabditida; Trichostrongylidae
Source: the annotation of a GenBank genome assembly
AUGGCGGCAAAUACGUGUGCAAUCCACGGAAAGCACCAGAAGACUGCAAAAUUUACUCUCUUGGUAUACAUGACGAGAUCAGCUUUGACAGGGAUAUUCAAGUACUCAACAACUUCACUUGUGAAAUUUAUGGAUACGAUAAGGAGAAUACGAGUAACUAUACUCAAUCAGAGUACAAGAAGAUAA